Rosa rugosa (rugosa rose) is the source of this 2614-nucleotide messenger RNA. RefSeq names its product B3 domain-containing transcription factor LEC2-like. The record is from RefSeq and is a predicted model, not a curated record. NCBI's taxonomy places the organism in Eukaryota, Viridiplantae, Streptophyta, Magnoliopsida, Rosales, Rosaceae. Bases 1113 to 2375 code for a protein of 420 amino acids. The transcript has 8 exons. Gene Ontology annotation, molecular function: DNA binding; DNA-binding transcription factor activity.
AGUACGUACAACGUAUUGAUUCUGUGAAUGAAAGUUGUAACGCUUGCUUCUUGCCCAGGAAGGAGAGAAAGAAGUGUUUGAUUCAAAAUUGGUGUCACGUUUAGAAGAGGGUGGAGCUUUGUCCACUUGCACUGUCCCGACGGUUUCCUUCACGCUAAACCUCAAAUGGCUGUGCCAUCACUAUCUUCCAAGUUCAGAGUUCAUAGAAGCAGUUGAAGCAGUUUUCUCUGUGGUGAUGAAUAUAAGAGAUAUUCAUUGAAUUAUUGGCAUGGAGGAAUUUCCUUUUAAUUCUGUGGUGAACUCUGGUGGACUCAAAGGCGUUGUCUUCGAUUCAUGGUCUGUGGUUGAAGAAAUGAAAAACAAGAAUCAAGACAUGGCUUCAAACAAUGGAGUGCUUCAAAUCAAGACGAAAAUGAAAGCACAGAUCUCAUUGAUGAGUUCAUCAGGUUAUGCUGCCCCUUUCUUUACUCACAUUCCAAACAUUAGACAACCUUGUUUAUUCACAUCCCAAACAUUAUAUAAACCAAAAAAAUGACCUAUAAACUUAUAAACCAUAACUAUAUCAAGGUUAGACCAGCACUCAACCAGAUAUAAAAAACAUGAUUUUAUAGAAAAGAAACUUAAGGAGGACUAGGUCUGGCCAUUUGCCGUUUCUGGGGAGUCGUUGCACAGAGAGGAAAUCAUGCCUGGAAAUAGCAAAUUAACUACCCAACAUAUAAUACCUCAAACCCUAAACCCAAUCCCACCCCCUCCCACAUUGCUCUUGUAAUGCUUGCCUUUCAGAGAGAGAGAGAGAGUUUGAGUGAGAAAAGAGUUUAACCUGAAAAAAACCAGUCUUGUGCCACAUUUCACUCCCUCUGCCUCACCGGAACUAUUCAUUGCUCUCUCUCUUUCCCAUUCUAUGCCAACAGUUGUUCUCUUCUGAAUGGCACCACAGAUUCCUAGAAAACGUCCAAAACCAAAACCCAUCAGCCCCUCCCUGUACCUACUUAAACACACAGAAACCCAAAACCCAAAACAUCACUACCAGAAACUAAGAGCAACUCUGUUAUCACCAAUACAACUCCCCAAGGACCAACUUCUCUGUCUCUCUUCUUUUCCAUUGUUUGAUAAUGGAGAACUUCCGCCCACCUUUCACACCUUCAACAACUACUGCUAGCUCUUCUUCUCCAUCUUCAACUCUGGAAAGUUCAUCAUCUCAGUUGUAUCAUGAUCCAGUGGUUUGCUACCUACCACCACACCCACAUUGGCAGCAACCACCAUGUUUUUCAUAUCCUCCUCCCAUGCGUCCCGAUCCAGUCCCAAGUUCGGCUGCGUGGGAAACAAGGAUGGCACGCCAAAGAAGAGGCAACAUUCUGAGAACAAGAAAAGCUGCUCGUGCCGCGGCUGCUUCUUCAAGGUUGGCAGUAGGGAAGGAUCCAUCUAGUGCUGUUUCUGAAACGCCGAAUGAACAAUACAUCUACUCAUUCUGCACGCCGGAUAACAAGAAACUGAGAAUGUUGUUCGAAAAACAGCUGAAGAAUAGUGACGUUGGAUCUUUGGGCCGGAUUGUCCUUCCGAAGAAAGAGGCUGAAAAAUACCUUCCAAGCCUCUCCGACAAGGAAGGCAUAGAGCUGAGAAUCAGGGAUGCUCUUUCAACCCAAGAAUGGGGUUUGAAAUACAAAUACUGGUCAAAUAACAAAAGCCGAAUGUAUGUGCUUGAAAACACAGGAGACUUUGUUAGGCAAUCUGGAGUGGAGGUGGGAGAUAGCAUUCAUCUUUACGAAGAUGAAUGCAAGAAUAUUUACGUCUCCAUCCACCGGCAGGCUCAAGUAAGACCAGUCCAUGUUGUCAAGCCCUCCUCAACCUCAUAUCAUCAACAAAACUAUACCCAUACCAACACCAACACCGCUAAAAGAGACAACACCAACACCAAAACCAAAACCAACACCACCAUCGAUCACACCAACAGCAAAACCCAUGCCAACACAACAAGCAUAUACACGCCAUACGCCUACAAUGAAACCGGAACCGGUGAAGUUGAGACUUCUUCAGCGGUAGUAUUACUACAACAACAACGCAAUGAACAACUAAUAGAAACAAACAACAUGGUGACAUUGUUUACGGAUCCUGCUUCUUCAUAUAGACAAAGUGAAGAAGCUAGCAACACCAACAACGACGUCACUAGACAACAACAAACCUCUACUCAACCAGCUAUGGCAGGGAUAUUCGGGUCCUCAUCAUCAUCAUCGUCCUCACCGAGUAUAGUGAAGAUGGCUGAGGAUAACUUUGGCGACUGCUAUGAAGGCCUUGGGACGCUCCCGGAAGUAGUCGAUCGUUUUAAUCAUUCUCUUUUUGAUUUUGACGACAUAAUAAGGGACGACAAGACGUUAUAGUGGAGUGAUGAUAAGUGCCGUCUGUAAUUACUAGGUUAAUUAUUUGUAUUCAACUUACAGAAGGAAAUAAUUUGUUCUUGUAAUCUACAAUUCUACAUUCUUUUCAAACUAGUGGGCAGUAGCAAGUUGGGAACUUGGCUAAUCAUUGCUGUCUGUAACGAGGGACAUAUAUAUGGAAGCUUGAGCUGUAAUUAGAAGGAUCGAUGAUAAUGGCCAAUUAGCCACUGAAUGUUUUAAUA